AUGUUCCUAUUUUUCAUUUUCGCAGCCAGUUUCUUUCAGGUGUUUCCCCACUUCGGGACAUGUUCUCCGCUACAAGUACCUUUCAAGAUUCAGGUCGACGAUGAACCGUUUGGUGUUGGAUGGGUUGACCCACGUAUCAAUGGAGGGAGGCUUCUCGAUUUUGUAUCCAAGAAAUACGGCGAACCCCUCAACAUUAUCAUAUCUGGAAGAUCGGAUCCUUACAUCCUCACCGAAGAAGGAUUACAUGAGUAUGCCAAGUCCAUUAAGUUCUCGAGCGAAUGUCUUGGCUUGCAUUACGGUACUGUCCAUCAAGCUGACCUGGGAGAUGGAAAUGGGAGGAAGAAUGAGCAGUUCUUAGCUCGUCAGCAUUACUUUCCGGUUUGGGGAACGUGUUGGGAGAGUCUUGCAGGAGGCAAUCACUUUCGUGCGUGGAAACAGAAUGGCACUCAAGCCAAUUCUGGGGCUUGGUUCUUAGCUGUGUCUAAGGAGAAAGAUUCGUCCAAAAACCAUAUGAUUAUUCCAGACGGAUACAACAUCGGUCGUGAUUAUCUCGUUGAUAAAGCGACUUCUGGUAGUCAUUGGAAUGGCAAGUGGUGGAAAGCCGAGGUUGACUGGCAUGAAGGGUUGCUUGAGUCUGGGAAGGAAGGGAUUAAUCAUGGAAUUGAGCAAGACGGACGUGUAGCCAUAUUGACUGUCGACAGACUAUGA
Molecule: messenger RNA, 708 nt
Organism: Marasmius oreades (fairy-ring Marasmius)
Lineage: Eukaryota; Fungi; Basidiomycota; Agaricomycetes; Agaricales; Marasmiaceae
Exons: 6
Coding region: 1-708 (235 amino acids)
Source: RefSeq, a predicted model, not a curated record